AUGCAGCUCUCAACUUUCCUCCUCGCCGCUACUGCAAUCGCACCAGCCUUCGCACAACUAUCUGGAAAGGUCGGGCCUCUAACUACUCAUGCGUCUAAAUCGGCUGUCAAGAUUUGCAACGUACUUGACUAUGGUGCCAAGGCGGAUAAGGCGACGGAUCUAAGUCCUGCGCUUUUGUCUGCGUUUACAGCGUGCAAGGCUGGUGGGACGGUUGUUAUUCCUUCGGGAGAUUAUGCGCUGGCGACUUGGGUGACGUUUGAAGGAGGGAAAGCAUGGGCGCUGCAGCUUGAUGGUGUGAUUUAUCGGACGGGGAGUGCGUCGGGGAAUAUGCUGUUUGUGAGGAAUGCGGAUGAUUUUGAGAUGUUUAGUAGUAUGGGGAAGGGGGCUGUACAAGGCUAUGGGUAUCAAGACCACAAGAACGGGAAGCGGAAUGAAGCAAGGAUUCUGCGUCUCGAACAGACGGAUAACUUCUCGGUUCACGAUAUCAAACUCGUUGAUGCGCCUAUGUUUCAUUUCGUCAUGCACACGUGUACCAACGGCGAAGCGUACAACAUGGCGAUACGCGGUGGAGAAGAAGGCGGUCUCGACGGCGUGGACGUAACAGGAACAAACAUCUGGAUCCACGACAUAAUGGUCACCAACAAAGACGAAUGCGUAACCGUAAAAUCGCCCUCCAAAAACAUCCUAAUUGAGAACAUAUACUGUAACUCCAGCGGCGGCUGUGCCAUCGGUUCCCUCGCCGUCAACACCGCAAUCUCCUCCAUCGUCUACCGCAACAUAUACACCUCCAAAUCCAACCAAAUGAUGAUGAUCAAGUCAAACGGCGGAAGUGGCUACCUCGAAGACGUCCUCUUUGAAAACUUCAUCGGCCACGGAAACGCGUAUUCCUUCGACAUCGACCAAGCCUGGGCGUCUAUGACUACACUCCCCGGAGACGGUGUCCAGCUCACCAACAUCACUGCUAGGAACUGGAAAGGCACCGUUGCGAAUGGCGCACAGCGUGGUCCAGUGAAGGUUGUGUGCGCGGAUAAGACGCCAUGUACGGGUAUUACGAUUGAGGAUUUUGCCAUGUGGACGGAGGUAGGGAGUAAGGUUGUUAAUCGGUGUAAGAGUGCGUAUGGAAUUGGGGCGUGUUUGAAGAGUGGGAUUGGAGGGGCGUAUGCGCCGGUUAUGGACACGCAAACGAGUGCGCCGGAGGGGUAUGAGGCAGAGAGUAUGACGGGGGAUUUGGAAGAGGGGUUCGGAAUUGAUGAGGAGAUUCCGAUUCCGGAGUGGCCGGUGAGGUUUUAUCCGGGUCAGGCGCCGAUUACGAAGUUGGCAGGAUAG
Pyrenophora tritici-repentis Pt-1C-BFP is the source of this 1326-nucleotide messenger RNA. Its product is annotated as Glyco-hydro-28 multi-domain protein. Gene Ontology annotation, biological process: carbohydrate metabolic process. Gene Ontology annotation, molecular function: polygalacturonase activity. NCBI's taxonomy places the organism in Eukaryota, Fungi, Ascomycota, Dothideomycetes, Pleosporales, Pleosporaceae. The record is from RefSeq and is a predicted model, not a curated record.